CAAGCGACGUCACAUCCAGUGACAAAUAUUACGUGCGGCGGCUUGCUCUGAAAACGAAAGAUAACCUGCGAUUCUAACAGAAAAGAGAAAUAAAAACCACUGAAACAUAUUUCAGCAUUUUUUUUUUCACUCCCACAAAGUUUUUUACAUUUGCUUAAAGGGUUGUUUUCCUCGCAUUUGAGAAGAGGCACCUUUUUCGCUUCAGAGCUGUAAGCUAACAGCGAGAGACAGCAGCGCAAUAAAAGCUGCAGAUCGCUGUGAGCUGAGGACCAAGCCAUGAUGGACAGGCGGACUUUGUCCAAAAUAGAUGAGGGCCUAGACUCUUCUGAAGUGGCAGAACUUUGCUUCUUAUGUCGUGAUUUCGUCUCCAAGAGACGUCUGGAGAACAUUAAGGAUGGGAAAGACUUGUUCUUGAGAUUAGAGGAAAAAGGUCUUCUGCAAAAUGAUGCCUUCCUCAGGCAGCUGCUCGACACCAUCCAUCGAGCAGAUCUCCUCAGGGACCUGGAGACAGACAGCAGACCACCAGAGGAAACAGAUGCUAGUCCUGUCCUGUCAGACUACAGGAAGACUUUGUAUUCUAUAUACAAUGGCUUCACUAAGGAGAACGUUGAAAGGCUGAAGUUUCUACUGACUGACAGGUUGGGCAGGAGACAAAUAGAAUUGUCCAAGACACCGCUGGAUGUGUUUGCAGAAAUGGAAAAGGCUAAUUUACUAUCAGAGACAGAUGUUGACUUGCUACAUGAAGCACUCCAAGAGUUGGAUCAAGAACUGGCAAUUAUUUUAGAGAACUACACACAAAGGGUCCGUCAGCCGCGGCAGCAGUUCACGUUACCUCCUGAUGUCAGCGUGGAUAUAGAGAGGACCCAUGAGCCCCUGUCCAUAACUGAAACUCAGCCCAACUAUCGAAGAGAGAGUAUUAACACUGAUGCACAACUAAUCACAAAUCCCACCUCUCUUCCUGAUCAGUCAGAAUACUACACACUGACUCGUAUCCCCCGUGGUUUGUGCGUGGUCUUCAACAAUGAAAUCUUCACAGGAGGUCUGAAUAAUCGAAGAGGUACUCAGAAGGAUGCAGAUACUCUGACAGAAGUGUUCACUGACUUAGGUUUUAAAGUGAAGAUACACAACAACUUUACUGCAGAUCAGAUGAAGAAGGAAUUAGAUCAUCUUCGCAGGAAUGAUUUUACAAAUCAUGAUGCCUUGGUGGUAUGUGUGCUUUCACAUGGAGAAAAGGGGUGUGUGUUUGGCACUGAUGGGAAAAAGGUGCUCCUGAAAGAGCUGACGGACCCCUUUACAAGUAGACAAGCCCCAGCCUUGACAGGGAAGCCCAAACUAUUCUUCAUUCAAGCCUGUCAAGGUGAUGAAUACCAGAGAGGAUACUAUCCCAGCAGCUUGGGGCCGGGAGAGAACGAGAACCAAAACAAAGAAACAUGGCAAGCUGACGACUCAAUCCCUGACGAGGCAGUGCCUGAGCUAGCAGACUUUCUGAUGGGCAUGGCCACUGUGGAGGAGUUCAGGUCAUUUCGAAACACACUCACAGGAUCUAUCUACAUCCAGGAGCUGUGCAGGCAGCUGAAAAUAGCAGCGGAAAGCCAGGAGAUGGACGAUAUUCUCACUGUCCUGACACGUGUGAACAGGGAGGUCAGCAAAGGAGAGUUUUUAUCCCACAAACAAAUGCCGCAGCCCAAAUACACUCUCACCAAGAAGCUCGUCCUCAAAUUUGUAUGACCCGACUGUGACCUAAUACAACACUGCAAGUCUACACAAUUCCCGGAUUCACAUUACAGUUCACACUGUGUGUGGUUUUUGUGUUGAUAAAUGUGAUUUUUAUAAUUAUGAACUGAAGAAAAAUUAUCAAUAGUGGCAAAUAAAAUGGUACAGUGGUCAUUCUA
Oreochromis aureus is the source of this 1892-nucleotide messenger RNA. Its product is annotated as caspase-8-like. NCBI's taxonomy places the organism in Eukaryota, Metazoa, Chordata, Actinopteri, Cichliformes, Cichlidae. Gene Ontology annotation, molecular function: protein binding; cysteine-type endopeptidase activity. The record is from RefSeq and is a predicted model, not a curated record. The transcript is spliced from 12 exons. Bases 277 to 1728 code for a protein of 483 amino acids. Gene Ontology annotation, biological process: negative regulation of extrinsic apoptotic signaling pathway via death domain receptors; proteolysis.